AUGAUGGCGGGUUGGGAUGCGGGUGGUACAGAGAUGCUACGCUCUCUGAGCGACUCGGCUAUCCCCCCGCCACGAGUCUAUGCCAAUUUUCUGCCUCACGAACCGAGAAAAAGACAGUUCAACCAUCUGCACCACCUGGAUAUCACCAACAACAACUACCAGAUCAUUCCCGAAUAUUGGAAGCGGCCUCGACUUGACACUCACUACGAUGAGUGCUCUAUGGGUCGCUGUGACUACCAGCCAGUGCCUGCGUUUUUCAUCAUCAAGGAGGCCCCGUCAGCGAGGGCGAGGCUCGAGAGCCAUCAACUUGCGCACAUGGACUCAGCACACCAGUACAACUACGAUAGCGUGUCAACACAAAUAAACAAUCCAUGUCUUGAUCUUCGGGUGCGGAACGACAAGGGACCUGUGUCUAUGGUUCGCCCGCUUAACACAACGGACAAUGCUCAUCAUGAUGCAGCUGCGGGUCUCGUCGAAGCAGACAUGGCAGACUACCGACGACGAAGGAAGCUCUCUCAACACGAAAGGAUCCUGAAAAGCAUUAUCAGUCCCAAAGCACUAAGCGCCGAAUUUGAAAUUGACGACCAGGCACUUCAAGGCAUAUUUUACGCUGCCAAUGAGAUCUUCUUUCGGGGAAGUCUCAAGGGCCGAGUGUCCUGGACAUGGGCGGAUCUUCCAGCCAAUAUCAUCGGCACUACGGCAUGGAGGGAUGCGCCAGAUGGCCACGGUUACGAGACCCUGAUCUUCCUGUCGAGGGAGAUUCUCAAGAACAAGAAAUACAACAGACGCCUACUCAUAUCCACCUUCAUCCACGAACUCAUUCACAGCUAUCUCUUCGUCUACUGCGGAUAUCACCCUGAUGAUUGCGGCGGUCACACGAGCGGGUUCAAACGCAUCGCCAAACUCAUCAACAACUGGGUCGGCGAGGAGAAUCUCCUGCAGCUCCACAAGAUGGAGGCCGAGCUGAGCGACUUCGAAACAAGCGCGGCAGACGCGCUACCGCGCGAUCACGUCUCCGGCGGGUGCCAGGUGCAGUGGCUCUGCGACGGCACGCUCGGAUACAUCAUUUUACGUUCACGGGACCGGGGCCGGGGCCCCGCGCUAGGAGGAUAA
Messenger RNA from Xylaria bambusicola, 1113 nucleotides. RefSeq lists its product as uncharacterized. NCBI's taxonomy places the organism in Eukaryota, Fungi, Ascomycota, Sordariomycetes, Xylariales, Xylariaceae. The transcript has a single exon. The coding region runs from base 1 to 1113 and encodes 370 amino acids. The record is from RefSeq and is a predicted model, not a curated record.